AACUGAACCCCUCAAUUGUUGAGUUGAAUCAGCACAAACAUUUCCAAAUUGAAUUCUCCCCAAAAACCACCUCUCCACCACCUAAUUCGUUUCUCACCAUCCGGCGGCGCGUGUCGUCAACGAGCCAUCGUGAAAAUGGGCCAAACCACCUCCUCCUACGGCUAUUCCUCCGGUGGCUCGGCCUAUAUGGCCGAUCUCAGCCUCUCCCCUCACCACCACCGCAGCUCCUCCCCCGAUUCCGCUCCGCCUCCUCCCGACGCUGAUUCCUCGAAUCAGGAACCGGACUACACGUCCGAGAUCCCCGAUGAAUGCCUAGCCCUAAUCUUCCAAUGCCUGAGCUCCGGCGACCGGAAGAGGAGCUCUCUCGUCUGCCGCCGAUGGCUCGCCGUGGACGGCCAGAGCCGCCACCGCCUCUCCCUCAACGCCUCCGCCGAUUCCGCGCCCUUCCUUCCCUCGAUUUUCACCCGCUUUGAUUCAGUCACCAAACUCGCCCUCCGUUGCGACCGCAAAUCCACCAGCAUAAACGACGCCGCGUUGGCGUUGAUCUCUCAACGCUGCCAUAGCCUCACACGCAUCAAGCUCCGCGGAUGCCGCGAAAUCACCGAUCUAGGUAUGUUGGCUUUGGCUCAAAAUUGCAAAAAUCUGCGUAAAUUCUCCUGUAGCUCGUGUUCGUUCGGUGUUAAGGGUAUGAAUGCGCUGUUGAAUAAUUGCUCUUCCCUAGAAGAGCUCUCUGUUAGUCGAUUACGGGGAAUCGACAACGGCUUCCCCGCCGAGUCGAUUGGCCCUGGGAUUGCCAGUUCUAGGCUUAGGUCAAUCACGCUUAAGGAGCUCUAUAACGGCCAAUGUUUCUCGCCUUUGGUAAUUGAAUCGAAGAAUUUGAAAAGUUUGAAGAUUAUUAGGUGUUUGGGGGAUUGGGAUAGAUUGCUUGAGGCGGUGGCGGGGAGGAAGAAUUGUUUAACGGAGGUUCAUUUGGAGAGGCUGCAGGUGAGCGACGCCGGAUUGAUGGCCAUCUCUAAGUGCCCUGAUUUGGAGAAUUUUCACCUGGUUAAGACCCCUGAUUGCUCCGAUGAUGGGAUCUCUGCCAUUUCUGAGAAGUGUAAGCUUUUGAGGAAGCUCCAUAUUGAUGGCUGGAGAACUAAUAGGAUAGGUGAUGAGGGAUUGAUUGCUAUUGCCAAGAAUAGCAAGAAUCUCGUGGAGUUGGUGCUUAUUGGGGUGAAUCCAACGACGGCGAGUUUGUCAGCAGUGGCCUCAAAUUGCCUCAACUUGGAGAGAUUAGCUCUGUGUGGGAGUGAUACCAUUGGAGAUGCUGAGAUUUCAUGCGUUGCUGCAAAAUGCAAUUCGUUGAGGAAACUCUGCAUAAAGGGUUGUCGUAUUACUGAUUCUGGGAUUGAGGCAUUUGCUACUGGCUGCCCAAAUCUGGUGAAGAUCAAGGUCAAGAAGUGUAGAGGAGUGUCGAGAGUGGUUGUGGAUCAGCUCAGGGCGAGGAGGGAGUCGUUGGCUGUGAAUUUAGACGUGGACGAGGUUGAGCUUCCGAGCAUAGAUUGGAACACAAGCAAUGCAGGUCUACAGGAGGUGGAGUAUAGAGGGGAGUUGGCACAAGAAACUACUCAUGACCAUGGACACGAUAGUGAAGGAUCAACGAGUAAUGGAGCCCGAUCAUCCAAUAAGUCGAGGUUCAGCCUCUUGGCUGGAAGAACUAUUGCUGCCUGUGCUUUCCAGAGGUUAGUAAACGGUAAUGGUAGUUCAAAUGAUAGCACAUGAUUGAGUUGUGUAGGGGCAUAGCAUUGCAGAGUUUUGUAUCUGUGUAACCUGCUACUCUAUUGUAUGGUGACUUGAUAUCCUUUUUUCCUGUAGAAAUUUCCAAUGAACUCAAUGUCUUCUGCCUGCUUUUAAAUAUACCAUGAAUUUUCCUCA
This is a messenger RNA of Salvia hispanica, 1914 nucleotides long. The record is from RefSeq and is a predicted model, not a curated record. Lineage: Eukaryota; Viridiplantae; Streptophyta; Magnoliopsida; Lamiales; Lamiaceae.